AUGUCCUUAAACAAUCGCAAUAUAUCGGUCGUGCACCUCGGGCUUACUGAUUUGCUCUUAUCAGCACAGUCGGAAAAACGCUGUGGGAGGUUAAGCAUGUCGGAGGCGGCGUGUGGGGCGGGCGGCGCGGCGGGCGCCACUUUUGCAGCAGCCUUACAGUUCUUUGCAGCUUCCCAAUGCUUGCUGCAAGAGCCCUGGCCGCCGCAGGCGAGUGUGAAAAACGGCUCGUCGUUCGACUUCAUCGUGGUCGGCGGCGGCACGGCCGGCGCGACGCUGGCGGCGCGCCUCUCCGAGAUGCCGUACAACGUGUUGCUGCUGGAGGCUGGCGGCGAUCCACCGCAAGAGAGCAUUAUCCCUGGGUUCAAGCAUGCAAUGAAAAAUAGUUAUUAUGACUGGAAUUUCACUACAAUUGACGACUACUACUCCAGUCAAUCUUUACAAGACGGCAAACAGAAACAACCUCGCGGCAAGAUGCUGGGCGGCUCCGGCUCUAUUAAUGACAUGAUCUACUCUCGGGGCUUCCCCGCUGAUUAUAACGAAUGGGCCACUAUGGUUGGGGAAGAAUGGAAUUGGACUAAUGUACUAGAAUACUUCAAGAAAACUGAAUAUUUGACAGACGAGAGAAUUACCGAAAAUCCUUUACUUGCCAAACUUCACGGCUUUGAUGGGGAAAUAGAAGUGACUGGUUCCCAUCAAUCGACUUUUACUACUGAUAAGUAUCUAGAAGCAUUCAAUGAGCUCGGUUUUGAUAUAGUUAAUGAUAUGACAAAUCCUUAUCGCAUAGGCGCAGGACGAUUCUCCCACACUAUUAGAGAGGGUAAAAGGCACAGUUCUCUCACAGCUUUACUAAACAAAGCUUCUAAAAAAGCCAACUUGUAUGUCCUCAAAGAUGCGCAAGUUACAAAAAUAUUAAUAGACAACGGAACCGCAUACGCUGUUGAAGUCUGGCUAGGUGACGAUGAGCUUUACUUUUACUCAAAACAAGAGAUUAUAAUAACUGCAGGUACAUUUAAUACUGCUAAAUUGCUGCUCUUGUCAGGAAUUGGACCAAAAGAUCAUUUAAACUACGUGGGCAUUGAUACUGUGGCAGAUUUGCCUGUUGGGGAUAACUAUCACGAUCAUACGAUGGUUUUAACAUAUUUAGCGGCAGAAAAUGGGACCUGUCAUCAGGAUGAAAAGGCCUCUCACAUUGACACCAUCAAAUAUCUCUAUGAUAGAAGUGGAUCUCUAGCACAGACCUCUGAUUUAGCCGCUUACAUUUCAUUUAAUAAUUCGACCAAAAAUGUACCGGAUUUUGCCAUCUAUCCCACGUGCCUUCCAAUAGAUAGUGGCUUUUACGACGCUUGUCAUACAAUGUUAGGUUUUCAAGAACAUAUUUGUGAAAUAAUCACAAGUGCGAAUAAAGAGUACGAAAUUUUUUCGUUGGCCGUUGUGAAUCUCAAGCCGAAAUCUAGAGGAAGAGUGCGUUUAGAGUCGCUCGAUCCACUUGACCCGCCUUUGAUAUAUUCUGGCACCUUUAGCGACGAUAGCGACUUGGACAACUAUCCUGAUGCUAUUAAAAUAGCUUGGUCCAUCGCAGAUACAGAUUACUUUAAAACUAAGAAAGCUUUUGUUUUAGAUUUGAAAAUAGACCAAUGCAACGAUACAUAUAAUGAUGAAUUUUUGAAAUGCCUGGCUAAAAGUACAGUGAUGUCUGCGUGGCACGCUGUGGGCACCGCUGCCAUGGGGACGGUGGUGGAUUCGAGGCUGAGAGUGAAAGACGUGGGUCGGCUGCGAGUAGCUGACGCUAGUGUGAUGCCCAGCGUGGUCCGCGGCAACACUAACGCACCCGUUGUUAUGAUAGCGGAGAAAGCUGCUGACUUUAUCAAAGAUGAUCUUGACUUUUGGAUUAAUGUCAUAAAU
Molecule: messenger RNA, 1902 nt
Organism: Brenthis ino (lesser marbled fritillary)
Lineage: Eukaryota; Metazoa; Arthropoda; Insecta; Lepidoptera; Nymphalidae
Source: the annotation of a GenBank genome assembly